UCUACAUACAACAACCAUUACAAUGGCUUUUAAGUUCGUGGUACUCGCCUGUUUCGUGGCCGCUGCAAGCGCUGCUUUUGUACCAGCACCAGUAGCUUAUGCUGCUGCCCCAGCAUUCCACGCUGCUUCACCGGUUUAUCACGCUGCCCCGGUAGCAUACGCUGCCCCCGUGGCCAAGUACGCUGCAGUGGCUCCCGUGGCUAAAGUAGCCGUCGAUGAAUACGACCCUCACCCUCAAUACAGAUUCGCUUAUGACGUCCAGGACAGCCUGACCGGUGACUCUAAGAGCCAACACGAGAGUCGUGACGGUGACGUCGUCCAAGGCUCCUACUCCGUCGUUGACCCUGAUGGUACAAAGCGCACUGUUGACUACACUGCUGAUCCUCACAACGGUUUCAACGCUGUAGUGCGGAAGGAAGCCAUCGGCGUGAGAGUAGCAGCUCCUGUAGUAGCUAAGGUGGCACCUGUCGUACACGCCGCUCCUCUUGUACACUCUGCUCCCAUCGCGUAUGCUGCAGCACCAGCCCAUGCGUAUGCAUCUCCCAUUUACCACCAUUAAACCAAAAACAUGAAGUUUAUUUCCAGUCUAUGUCUAAGUCGGGCUGAAUGUAUUUAGAUCGAAACGUUAAGCAACUCAAUAGGAUAAGCUAAAUAAAUUAUUAUUUUUUAUAUCAUAA
This is a messenger RNA of Danaus plexippus (monarch butterfly), 677 nucleotides long. RefSeq names its product larval cuticle protein A2B-like. Gene Ontology annotation, cellular component: extracellular matrix. The transcript is spliced from 2 exons. Bases 23 to 559 code for a protein of 178 amino acids. The record is from RefSeq and is a predicted model, not a curated record. NCBI's taxonomy places the organism in Eukaryota, Metazoa, Arthropoda, Insecta, Lepidoptera, Nymphalidae.